AAAGAUCUUUUAGAAGCGCAUACUCCUCCAGGGGGUCGAUUAGGGCGUGGGCAUAAGGGCCUUUAUGACACAAUCAACAAUUCGAUUCAUUUUCAGUUAGGUCUUGCUCUAGCUUCUUUAGGGGUUAUUACUUCCUUAGUAGCUCAACAUAUGUACUCUUUACCUCCUUAUGCAUUCAUAGCACAAGACUUUACUACUCAAGCUGCUUUAUAUACUCAUCACCAAUAUAUUGCAGGGUUCAUCAUGACAGGGGCUUUUGCUCAUGGAGCUAUUUUUUUCAUUAGGGAUUACAAUCCGGAACAGAAUGAGGAUAAUGUAUUGGCAAGAAUGUUAGACCAUAAAGAAGCUAUCAUAUCUCAUUUAAGUUGGGCUAGCCUCUUUCUAGGAUUCCAUACCUUGGGCCUUUAUGUUCAUAACGAUGUCAUGCUUGCUUUUGGUACUCCAGAAAAGCAAAUCUUGAUCGAACCUUUAUUUGCCCAAUGGAUACAAUCUGCUCAUGGCAAGACGACAUAUGGGUUCGAUAUACUCUUAUCUUCAACGAAUGGCCCCGCUUUCAAUGCGGGUCGAAGCCUAUGGUUGCCCGGAUGGUUGAAUGCUGUUAAUGAGAAUAGUAAUUUUCUUUUCUUAACAAUAGGACCUGGGGAUUUCUUGGUUCAUCAUGCUAUUGCUCUAGGUUUGCAUACAACUACAUUGAUUUUAGUAAAGGGCGCUUUAGAUGCACGCAGUUCCAAAUUAAUGCCGGAUAAAAAGGAUUUUGGAUAUAGUUUUCCUUGUGACGGCCCAGGGCGCGGCGGUACUUGUGAUAUUUCUGCUUGGGACGCAUUUUAUUUGGCAGUUUUCUGGAUGUUAAAUACCAUUGGGUGGGUUACUUUUUAUUGGCAUUGGAAACAUAUCACAUUAUGGCAGGGCAACGUUUCACAAUUUAACGAAUCCUCCACUUAUUUGAUGGGAUGGUUAAGAGAUUACCUAUGGUUAAACUCUUCACAACUUAUCAAUGGAUAUAAUCCUUUUGGGAUGAAUAGUUUAUCGGUAUGGGCGUGGAUGUUCUUAUUUGGACAUCUUGUUUGGGCUACUGGAUUUAUGUUCUUAAUUUCCUGGCGGGGGUAUUGGCAGGAAUUAAUUGAGACUUUAGCAUGGGCUCAUGAACGCACACCUUUAGCUAAUUUAAUUCGCUGGAGAGAUAAGCCC
This is a messenger RNA of Triticum dicoccoides, 1188 nucleotides long. Its product is annotated as photosystem I P700 chlorophyll a apoprotein A2-like. Lineage: Eukaryota; Viridiplantae; Streptophyta; Magnoliopsida; Poales; Poaceae. The transcript has a single exon. Gene Ontology annotation, biological process: photosynthesis. The record is from RefSeq and is a predicted model, not a curated record. The annotation marks the transcript as partial. Gene Ontology annotation, cellular component: chloroplast thylakoid membrane; thylakoid.